Messenger RNA from Elgaria multicarinata webbii, 3629 nucleotides. RefSeq names its product patatin like phospholipase domain containing 8 (gene PNPLA8). Gene Ontology annotation, cellular component: membrane. The transcript is spliced from 10 exons. Bases 167 to 2554 code for a protein of 795 amino acids. The record is from RefSeq and is a predicted model, not a curated record. Gene Ontology annotation, biological process: arachidonate metabolic process. Lineage: Eukaryota; Metazoa; Chordata; Lepidosauria; Squamata; Anguidae.
UGCCGGGGGCAGAGGGGAGGCCAGAUGAGAUUUAAAAAUGCCAUUUCCACUAUGAACCUGGGACACCCUGGCUAGACACAGAUAAUGUCAUGAGGAGUGAUGUUUCUGUUUAAAAUAAGAUUCCUGGAGGGAAAGAAUUUAUGGACAUCAUCAGUAAUUAUAAGUAAUGACAGUUCGUUUGCAUUUAGAUACAUGCGUGUGUUUAGUAAUUAAUACAAGAAGCCUUUGGGGUAAACAGAGGACCAGGCAACUGUAUUACUUGUACAGACCUAAACAUUUUUGGAGGAUAAGUCAUGCUAUUCCUCUUAGAGUAUUUCACACAAGCAAACCAUAUUGUAAAUGGACCAGAAGCAAAACACUGUGGUAUAACAAGUACCUCUAUUGUCAUGACUUUUUCCUUUACAAAGUUUCUAACCUUAGCACUUCUAAGGAAUUGACAAAAACAAACAGUCGCAUGUCACGAUUUAAGAACACUUUAGAAUCUGUCUCAAAAGCCGUGUCUGGUACUCACAGUGAACUGGUUUCACGGAUAGCUCGGCUAAAGCCACAUUCUGGUAUAUUGAAUAAAUCAGUCGAAAAUAAUGGGAAGGAAAAUCGUUUUCCUAUAAAUCCAGAAAAUGACAGGCAAGCCACAGACAAUGGAAGUCAGGAAAGCUGUGAUGAUAGCUUAGAAGACAAAAAACCUUUGUCUGCAGGUGGAGCCUUGAGUCCCAUUGGUUCUAGCCAAAGUUCUUUGAAAGAUCUUGCAGGUAUCAAGAGUAGUCUUUUUCAUGUUAGCUAUUUUGCUACAAACUUUGGGGAAACCUACAACUUUCUAGCCAAUCACAUCAACUGGUACUUUAGCACUGGUGGGAUGGAUCAAGAGAAAAAAGGUGGGGAUGCUGUCCCACCUAAGCCACAAAAUCAACGAGGAGAAACACUUGACUCAUCAGAAGAUGACAUAUUAAGUAAUGAAAACAGGCUGAGUGCAGUAUCCGAUUUAAUACCUGCAGCGCAAUCUCCCGAUCUUGAGAAAGCCAAUGCCAGUCCUCCAGCUUCCAGCAAGAAGAGCAUUGCAAGUUUUCUUUCUUACCCUAGUAACAGUGUACAGGCCUUUGUGGAUAGCUAUAUUGGUGGCCUAGUGCCCAAGUUACGAUCUGAUCCAAAAUCUGCCUUACAAGAAAAAAACAAAGUACAAGAACAUGAAGAGAUGUUGAAAGAUGACAAGGAGACUAAACGUGCGGAAGAGAAAGAAAAGAGAUUGUCGCUUCAAAGGGAAAAGAUUAUUGCAAAGGUGAGUAUAGAUAACAGAACCCGGGCUUUAGCUCAAGCAUUACGAAGAUCAUCUAACAGAAGAGUCUGUAUCAACAGGGUCGAAGAACUGAUGUACCAUCUCUUGGAAUGUACAGACAGCAGAGGAGUUGCUAUUAAGGAAAAAAUAAUUCCAUGCUUGUUGCGGCUAAGACAGGCAAAUGAUGAAGCUCUCCAGGCUGCUGCUAGGGCAGCCUUGGCUGUAAUUGGAUAUACAGACCCUGUAAAAGGCUGGGGUAUUCGGGUUCUUACCAUUGAUGGUGGGGGAACAAGGGGUUUAGUGGCCCUUCAGACUCUUCGUAAACUGGAAGAGCUCACUGGAAAACCCAUUCAUCAUCUUUUUGAUUACAUUUGUGGAGUGAGUACAGGUGCUAUACUAGCAUUUAUGUUGGGGUUAUUCCAUAUCCCCCUGGAUGAGUGUGAAGAACUUUAUCGCAAAUUAGGAACUGAUGUGUUCAAGCAAAAUGUCAUUGUUGGGACAGUUAAAAUGGGCUGGAGCCAUGCAUUUUAUGAUAGCGAAAUCUGGGAGACUAUUCUUAAAGAGCGAAUGGGAUUAAAUAUUAUGAUUGAAACAGCAAGAAAUCCCAGAUGCCCUAAGGUGGCUGCUAUAAGCACCAUUGUAAGCAGAGGGACACCACUCAAAGCUUUUGUAUUUAGAAAUUACAAUCACCUCCCUGGAGUCAAGUCUCACUAUCUUGGAGGUUGCCAGUAUAAACUAUGGCAAGCUAUCAGAGCGUCAUCUGCUGCGCCAGGCUACUUCCAGGAGUAUGUAUUGGAUAAUGAACUUCAUCAGGAUGGAGGCCUACUUUUAAAUAAUCCUACAGCUUUAGCAGUGCACGAGUGCAAAUGUCUUUGGCCAAAUGUGCCACUGCAGUGUGUCAUAUCCUUGGGAACUGGUCGAUACGAAAAUGAAGGGAAAACCAAUGUCACCUACACCAGUCUGAAAGCUAAACUGACUAAUGUCAUCAGCAGUGCCACAGAUACUGAAGAAGUCCACACUAUGCUGGAUGCCCUUCUACCUCCAGACACCUACUUCAGAUUUAAUCCUUUAAUGAAUGAAGACAUAGCAUUGGAUGAAAAUCGUAAAGAAAAGCUUAAUCAGUUGCAGAUGGAUGGCAUCCAAUAUUUAGAAAGAAAUGAAGAAAAACUGAAAAAAGCUGCCAAAAUAUUAACACAGGAAAAAACAACUUUUCAGAGAUUGAAUGACUGGAUGAAGUUAAAAGCAGACAUGUAUGAAGGGCUUCCGUUUCUUUCCAAAUUGUGAAUGUGUAAAGCAUGAAAAGUCAUAGGUUUGAUUGUUUCAGAAGUCCAUUCUGUACUAAAAGGGAUCAGCAUUUAUUAGUUGAGAUGUAAUUACUUAUGGAUAUAAUGAACAAGAUGAGGUGGAGCAAAGGCAGCAAAGGCACACCCCGAGUUUCUUGGAUCUGAAGAUCCUAUUUUCCAAGCAGGCUGCCAGUUUCUUCUCUUCUUCCCCCACUCUUCCCCAGUCUGCUGCCCUAAGGGUUCCCUAGCACUUUCUUUGAAGCCAGUUUUCUGCAGGACACAAGUGUGGGAAUUGGUGAGACUCACCAUUUUUAAUUUGUUUUUUAUAAAAGCAGAAAUGCAUUCCACUCAUGCAGUGGAAACUUGGGAUUCUAACUUUCUUCACAAUUUCUUGAAGUGGUGAGUUAUUGUUUCUAAGCUUUCAGAAUCUGUAAUUGAAGUAAAUUAGAGUAAAAUGGGGUUUUAUCUGCCAUUCAUUACAGUCCGAAUUUGUGAUAAUUAUGAGGCAACACAUUUUGUUUUGGAAAUGCAUACCAAAAAUCAUGUUGACAAACAUAAUGUGUUUACCUAUUGUUGAAUGGUUUAGAAGUGGGGGAAAGAACCAAACCAAUUAGACAGCUUUCUCUCCAAGUACUUAAGACAGAAUAAAUAAAACCAGUUUAAUCCCAUCGAAAUUAAUGGAACUAAACUAUCUUAAAUCCACUAAUAGCUGGUCAGUUAUUUUGCAGAUUGUAUUGCAAUGUAUUAUAAACACGAAGGUUCUUGGCACUGCCAUUAAAUGCCAUCCCUUGAGAUUAAUAACGAUGGGAAUUGCCUUAUGGCAAGGUUUGUGCAUGUAAACAAAUUCUUAUUUUAAAAUGUUGAAAUAUUUUAUAUAAUGUGCAUAGUUCAUCCAUUUUACUUUAUACAGUUAAAUAUUUGGCUUAUUGCUGUGAGGUCUAUCAUAGUUAAUAUCUACAUAUUUUCCAGAAACGUUUAAGCACUUUUCAGAUAUUCUAUUCCAAAAUAAUUCCCUGCUUGAAAACUAUCCUAAAAACUACAUGUCUUGUAAGGAAUAAAAUAAAAUUGUAAAAUGA